Hyalella azteca is the source of this 3049-nucleotide messenger RNA. RefSeq lists its product as uncharacterized. Gene Ontology annotation, cellular component: neuron projection membrane. The record is from RefSeq and is a predicted model, not a curated record. Gene Ontology annotation, biological process: synapse organization. NCBI's taxonomy places the organism in Eukaryota, Metazoa, Arthropoda, Malacostraca, Amphipoda, Hyalellidae. The coding region runs from base 273 to 2039 and encodes 588 amino acids. The transcript has 6 exons.
ACAAUGACUAAAAUGUUUACCAAAAAUUAAAUAAUUGUGAAUUGUUGCGUAAAGUUUGUAUUUAUUCGUGAAAAACAUAAUAUUUAGAAUGUUGAUUCAUAAAAUUAGAAAAAAUCGAUUUAUGAACAUCAAAAUUGAUCUAAAUUAAUAGUUGAAAAAAGAAACACAUUUGAAUGAUCAAGACGUGAAACGAAAAGAUUCAAAUUCGAGAAAAACAAAGCGGUAUAAUUCUAGACAAUUUUACGUGGAAGAAAGUAACGACGUAUGAAGAAAUGAUGAUGUUCAUCGCAAAGCCUUUGUUGAGUCUGCACCUGCUCGUCCUGCUGCUGCAAUAUGCAAGAGGUGGUGUUAGUGCAUCAAAUCGUCAAAUUUCACCUGACCUGGAUUUUCAAGAUCACUUUAGUUCCAAAAAUGAAAUAAUGACAAACGACCAUCAUCAUCUAGACGGAAAUAGUUUACAUUCGCAGCAGGACUCCAAAACUGGAAUUAUUAUUCGUGAGCCUGAUCGAUCCUCUUCCAACACAACCGCCUCAACGUUGUCGUACGGUCUCCCUUUCAAACCGACUGCCGGUUUAAUGUUUCAAAAGAAGAAGUCAUCGAACGACGCUAACAGUUCCAAGUUUUCCCGGCCUCUUUCAAUGGCAGCAACUGAGCCAAAAUUUUAUUUCACAAAUCAAAAUGUGUUGAAGGAGCCAUGCUUAGGCACAGCAAGCACAGUCAGGUGCAUGAAAAGCUCUUCUAACGUCAGCGGAAGCCUCGAACGAAGCAUCAAUCAAGCUCUGCCAAAGAACAUCAAAAAGCGCGAGCACACCUCAGAUCCACACCAAAGAGAACACGCGAGGUACAAAUCAGCAAAGAGCGGCCGUAGAAUAUCUCGCAAUGCUGCUGGAGGACCUUUUUUCGACCCAAAGUCUCCUGAAGAAGUGAAGGUGGCUAUUGGAACCACGGCCCACGUGCCGUGCAUGGUACGCAACAUUGGGACGAAGCAGGUAUCCUGGAUUCGGAACCGCGACUUGCACGUUCUCACGGUAGGCGCCUUCACGUUCACAACCGACGAUCGGUUCAGCGCGCACAGAGAUACAAUCACCAAAGACUGGGUGCUGAUCAUCCAGCACACAGACAUCCAAGACUCCGGCCUGUACGAGUGCCAGGUGCCGACCAAACCUGUCACAUCCCAUACUGUGCAGCUCAAGGUGCUCGUGCCCCGCACCGAGCUGGUGGGAACCUCAGAGGUUCACUUGGAACGCGGCUCAUCGUUGAACCUGACUUGUCUGGUUCACGACUCGCCGUCUGCACCAGAGUUCAUCCUUUGGUACCACAAGGACAAGCUUGUGAACUACAGCGCGAGCAGCGGCUCCAUCAGCAGCGGCCGGGGCUCCAUGGGCGCUGAAGGGGGCCGUGUCAGGGUACAGACAAGCCACACCAAAGACACGUCCAGGUCAUCGCUGCUCGUCAGUAACGCCACCACACGAGACUCUGGACGCUAUCACUGCGAGCCUUCAAACGCACCUAAGGCGGUCGCGCUCGUGCAUGUCAUUCCAAGCGAAGACCCAGCAGCCAUGCAGACGACCAAUUCUGUGGACGCCAACGAAGCGUCCGGUAUGCUUCUGCUGCUGACAGCUCUGCUGGCCAUCAUGCUUAAGUCGGUCCUCCGUGUCUGCCGGCAAUGUCCACCAACUCAGUGUCGGUCGUGGGCUCAAACUUACAGCAUUGCGAGGCACUUACAGAAAAUUGACUCCACUCAUAAACACGAAUCGCCUUAUUUCUCAGGGUUCACUGAUACUGAUCUUUGUUGUGCAAAAAUCGUUGUGGACCGAAAGAAAUCUGUGGACCAGGCUCAUCGAGAUGAUAAAUUCAAAACGUUGUCUCGUCCAAAAGUUAUUUUCUUCGAAAAUCAGCGUACUGCACAUGUCGAUCGCAGUAUGACUGUAAAGAUGGGGACAGCGUCGACGACGUUGAGCAGCCCGAGUAAGUUCAUUAUUCAUGAACUUGACUCAAAGGUUGCACAUCCUCAGAAAUAUUAUAUGAGCGUGAGAUAAGGCACUGAUUCCAGUUGUGUUCAAGCUCCUAAUAAAAGAUGUGAAUAUUGCUGAUAACCGAGAAUAGUAUACCCUGUCUAAUAUUCUUCGACUAUAAUGAAUCAAACACAGACGAUGAUGCGUCUUUUGCUACGCCAUUUGCAUGCUUUCAUGUUAAAAUAAUUCAAAUGAUAAAGUAAAUUAGUUUAAACUUGUAUGAACAAUGAGAUUAUCACGUGAUCUUUUAAUUAAAGAAACAAUUCUAGCGUUUUCAUGGAGUAUUUUUGAAUGCGGAGUCUAGAACCAAGUGAAAAAAUGUUUUUAAGUGUUUCUAUGUUGAGAUUACUAAUACUGGUUAAGGGCCACUUUGAUUCUAUUUUACCCUAAAUCGCAGAUUUUAAGCUUUUUUCAAAGAAGCCGCGCAAGCAAACUUUCACGACUGUUUUGAAGCGAACACAAUGGAAUUCUUUCGUUGUGUAGUUGAAAGCUAUACUCAAAAAUUCAACUGAGUUUGAAUGGAAUCACACGUAUAAAAAUUUCCAUUUACAAAAAAUACUAUCAAUCGUUAAUCAAGCGCAAUUUUUGCAGCAAUUCAGAUCGGUUUUACUGGAGAGAUAAACAAAAAAUUUUGAUCGAAUCUACAAGUUAAGUUAUUACUUUAACUUAUUUAGAAAAUAAUCUUCAAUCGAAUUGAGCCGCCUAGAUAUUACAGUUCAGCAUUAAAUUACAAUCGUUGCUUAUUAAAAAUGGUUAUUCACUGUUGGUCAUUAUAUGGCCAGUGUUAAUUUGAGUACUAAUGUUUUUUUAUAGUUGGGUUUAAGACUUGUGGCGACAAAUGCGCCCACCAGCCUGAUCUCUGUUAGAAGCUACUAAUGGUGAGCUGGGCAUUGACCUGCCAUAUACUCAACUGUUGUUGGCCGUGAGCCCUUGCAUGUCGAGAAGUGAUGUGUAAUCUUAAGUCGGAAACAAAGUGUAAAGUUUUAUCUUAGCAGUGACCAUUAUAUACAUAAUUCGUUUUCUGAUAAAGAUAU